AAUCCCUAGAUUGGUGGUAGUUAAGCUAGCAAAACACCAAGAACCCUAAAAAUUGAAGCUUUUUGAGAAGGGUAUCUUCAAGUUCAGAUCUUCAUCAUCAAAAGGAGGAAGAUCAAAGUGAAGAAAGAAGAAAGAAGAAAGAAGAAAAAAGAAAAAAGAAUGAAGAAGAAUAUGAUGGGUGUUUUGAUUGGAAUAAUUGGUGCAACCCUAACCCUAUUUGCUUACUCACAAACCUUCAUAUCACCAAGUCAAUGCAUCACACUUGGCCUAAUUGUCCUCAUGUUGGGUUUGCUUGUAGGAGAAGGUCUCAUAUCUUUCUAAGUCUUCUUUUCUUCUCUUUCAGAUCAAACAUGGAAUAUUAAGUGUUGUUUUAAUUGUUCUCUAAUUAUAAAUAAAAUGAUAUCGAUAUAUAGGGUAUCUUAAAUGUUGCUUUUCUA
Molecule: messenger RNA, 437 nt
Organism: Vigna unguiculata (cowpea)
Lineage: Eukaryota; Viridiplantae; Streptophyta; Magnoliopsida; Fabales; Fabaceae
Source: RefSeq, a predicted model, not a curated record